Molecule: messenger RNA, 333 nt
Organism: Linum tenue
Lineage: Eukaryota; Viridiplantae; Streptophyta; Magnoliopsida; Malpighiales; Linaceae
Source: the annotation of a GenBank genome assembly
AUGACUGGGAAGGCGAAGCCGAAGAAGCACACGGCGAAGGAGAUAGCAGCGAAGGCGGACGCCGCGCUAACCAACAGAGGCGGAGGCAAAGCCGGGCUGGUCGACAGGACAGGGCAAACCAAAGGAGGCCACGCCAAAUACGAGUGCCCGCACUGCAAAGUCACGGCUCCUGAUGUGAAAUCGAUGCAGAUCCAUCACGAGGCUCGCCACCCUAAGAUCCCCUUCGAGGAAGAUAAGAUCCAAAAUCUGCACGCCACCGCGCCUGCUGCUGCUGUUGCCGAUACCUCGGCCGGGAAACCACGUCCUGGCGUCAGGGGCAGCCUCAAGAAGUGA